AUGAGUAACUACGACAAUCCACAGCCAAAAGGAAUUCCCAAUGAAAUUGGAAAAGGAUGUUGGUUUGCUGCAAUGUCGCAAGUACUUUUCAGGCAGAAAGAAGUGCGAUGUGCAAUUCGUGAUUUUCCAGUUCCAGAACUAACUGAUGAUAGCGAAUACAAUGAAUACAUCAAUAAUUUAUUGCUUUUAAAGAAAUAUUUUGAGCAAAUUGCUACGCCAAAUGUUCAAAUUUCUAAUCAAGAAUUGAUAUAUUCAUUAAGAUAUGGAACAAAUAAGCUAUUUUCACCAGCCGAAACUGGAAAAGAAUCUUCUGCGUUAUUAACAUCGCUCGUACAGCUGUUUAAUACACUCAAAGGUUCAAAAAAUACAAGUUUAAUUACAUUAGACACUCCGUUUAAAGAUUUCGAACAAGUUUAUAAUUCUCCAUCAACUGGAAAAAGCGGAAUUAAAUAUUCAUCUCAUUGUUACCUUGAAGAAGGCGAAAACAUCAGAUCUGCCUUCAUUCGUUCGAUUAGCGAUAUUUUAUAUCUUCCAAAACUACUAUUCCUUGAAUGUAAUGAUCGAAAUGAGGCUUUUAUGCCUAUUAUUCCUGAAAUGGAACUUCCAGAACCAAUCGAAUACAGAAUGAAAGGGAAAGAUGAAAGAAAAUGUGUUUCCAAGGUUCACUACAAGCUUGUUGCACUUGUAGUUUAUCUUGGAAGCGAUGGAAGUCAUGCUAAUGCAUUAAUACUCGACGAACCAUCAAAUUCCUGGUAUUUCUAUGAUGAUUCUACUGUAACUAAGCAGCCUAAUUUCCCUAAUGAUCCAUCUCCUCUUGGAAGGUCACAUUGGGCCAAAAUGUACUUGUAUCGUAGACAAUAA
This is a messenger RNA of Trichomonas vaginalis G3, 861 nucleotides long. RefSeq names its product cysteine proteinases family. The coding region runs from base 1 to 861 and encodes 286 amino acids. Gene Ontology annotation, molecular function: cysteine-type deubiquitinase activity. The transcript has a single exon. Gene Ontology annotation, biological process: protein deubiquitination. Lineage: Eukaryota; Parabasalia; Trichomonadida; Trichomonadidae. The record is from RefSeq and is a predicted model, not a curated record.